AAGGGUAAAUAUACUUUUUAAAAAGCUAUCAAUCACCAGUUUCAUACAACUACACAAUCGCUGCCGGUAAAAAUAAACUGUAAAAAUAACAGGCGCCACCAUGCAACUUUUGUUUCCAAGGCCAUUAUUAAAUGAGCAUAUGGUAAUAAAUAAUCAGUUAUUUACUAAGUAUGAACAAAUUAAUGGAUAUACCUCCACCGUCAUCUGCCAUCCAUGGAGUUCGGAAAACGGUGGUGGAAAAUUUAGAAGAAGACGUUCUAGUCAUAGUGUUGUCGCAAAUAUGGAUCCAGCUGCAGUGGCACGAAGAAAUGAACGAGAAAGAAAUCGUGUAAAGCAGGUCAAUGAUGGCUUUGAUGAACUUAGGCAGAGAGUACCUUUUUUACCAGAUAAGAAAAAAUUAUCAAAAGUAGAAAUUUUGCGCUGUGCCGCGCUCUACAUUAGAGACUUAAAAGAUAUAUUAGAGGAAUAUGACUGCAAUAAUUCUUCAAAAAAUAAAAGAAGCAGUUCCGAAUGCAACUCUAGCAGAGAUAGCAAUAGUGGAGAUGAAGAUGAUAUAUUAAGAACGGAAAUGUUAAAUUUAUCAACGGACCAACUUUUAGUAAAAUCGAAACUCCGAUGUCUUAAUAUAAAUGACAGGAACUCAAAAUGCAGGAAGUAGACACAAAAUUUAAAAAAAAUGGUGUUUUGACGUUAACGUAAAAAUGUUUGUAGUUUUCAUGAAAAAUUUUUGUUUAAUUUUUUAUAAAUUAUUUUUGUGUUCGUUUUUAUAUACCUUUUUGUCCAAAGAAAUUAUGUGAGCAUAUUUUGUAAUAUAGAUAUUUUUAGUUUAAUAAAUGACGUUUAA
Messenger RNA from Hydra vulgaris (swiftwater hydra), 844 nucleotides. RefSeq names its product achaete-scute homolog 1a-like. Gene Ontology annotation, molecular function: DNA-binding transcription factor activity, RNA polymerase II-specific; RNA polymerase II transcription regulatory region sequence-specific DNA binding; protein dimerization activity. The record is from RefSeq and is marked provisional. Gene Ontology annotation, biological process: regulation of transcription by RNA polymerase II; developmental process. NCBI's taxonomy places the organism in Eukaryota, Metazoa, Cnidaria, Hydrozoa, Anthoathecata, Hydridae.